Molecule: messenger RNA, 2589 nt
Organism: Adineta ricciae
Lineage: Eukaryota; Metazoa; Rotifera; Eurotatoria; Adinetida; Adinetidae
Source: the annotation of a GenBank genome assembly
AUGACUACUCCAUCGAAAUCCGAUAAUACUCCAUCGAAACAGCGUCGCACACCGGCGAAACAAACACCCGGUUCGAAUCAACGGACCCCUGCCAAACGACGUAAUCCGCUGACAGCAUUACAAGAAGAUGAUCCUGUUACAAGUCCAGCACCUAGUUCUGUCCUUCAAAUACCUUUCACACCCGGUCGAACACCAAAUAAAAGGAUGGCAUUCUCGCCAAUGACCUUCAUGACAUCUCCGGCACAUAGCAAUAUUGGUACUAGUAGCCGAACACCCAUGUCAACACCUUCGCGCGCACGAUCCGAUCUCGGUAGUGUACGAAAACUGCGUUUAGUUAAUGAACAAGAUGAAUUAGAAGGUGAUAUCGACGUGAACAUGGCUGAUAAUCAGGUGGUUAUUUGGGGUACAGACGUGCAUGUUAAUGAUUGUAAACGUCGAUUUAUUGCAUUUUUGAAAAAAUUUCAUUUGAAUGUCGAAGAAGCCAAUCUCGAAGGUGUCGAUCCGGCAAAACCAUUUUACAUGCAAAAAUUGGAGGAAAUUCAUUUAUUGGAACGUCCAUUUCUCAAUGUUGACUGUGCUCAUGUGAAGCAAAUUGACAAAACAAUGUUAAGUCAACUACUUGCCUAUCCACAAGAAGUCAUUCCAAUCUUUGAUAUCGCUGUUAAUGAAUUAUUCUUUACAAUUUACGAAGAUGAUACACUUCCUCAUCAGAUUCAAGUACGACCUUACAAUGUCGAUUUGUUUCGUAAUAUGCGUUGCUUAGAUCCUGAAGAUAUUGAUAAAUUAGUUAGUCUUACUGGUAUGGUUAUUCGAUCGUCGUUAAUCAUGCCAGAAAUGCGCUCUGCUCAUUUUGAAUGUAAUACAUGUGGUUUUCAUGUUCAAGUGGAAAUUGACCGAGGAAGAAUUGCUGAACCAACUGUGUGUACAUCGUGCAAUACAGCACAUUCGUUUGAAUUGAUUCACAAUCGAUCACUAUUUGCUGAUAAACAGUUUAUUAAACUACAAGAAACACCAGAGGAAAUGCCAGCUGGUCAAACACCAGUCACAGUCACUGUGGUGGCACACAAUGAUCUGGUGGAUGCUGUCCAACCAGGUGAUCGUGUACAAGUAACUGGUAUAUUUCGUGCAGUACCAGUUCGUAUGAAUCCUAAAACGCGAAACGUUCGAUCUGUUUAUCGUACUUACAUUGAUGUUAUACAUUUUCGUCGACAAAAGACGUUUACAGCCGAAGGUGGAGCAGCAGAGCAAGGUGCCAACGAUGAUGAAGAAUCAAGUGCAUCGAAAUUCUCCAAAGAACGUUUAGCACAAUUUCGAAAUCUAUCUGAACGUCCAGACAUCUACGAAUUAUUAUCUAAUGCGAUCGCACCAAGUAUCUUCGGACAUGAAGAUAUCAAGAAAGGUAUUCUCUUACAAUUAUUUGGUGGAACCAAGAAAAGUUUUGUUGAUGCUGGUCGAAAAAGUUUUCGUUCUCAGAUCAAUAUUUUACUUUGCGGAGAUCCCGGUACCGCUAAGUCACAAUUACAACAAUAUAUCUUUCGAUUGGUACCACGUGCACAAUAUACAAACGGUAAAGGUACAAGUGCGGUUGGUCUAACAGCUUAUGUUACAAAAGAUCCCGAGACGGGUCAACUGGUUUUACAAACUGGUGCACUAGUGCUUGCUGACAGUGGUAUUUGUUGUAUUGAUGAAUUUGAUAAAAUGAGCGAGAGUGCACGAUCGAUUCUCCAUGAAGUCAUGGAACAACAAACAUUGUCUAUUGCUAAAGCUGGAAUUAUUUGUACACUGAAUGCUCGUACAUCGAUCUUGGCUGCGGCAAAUCCGAUCGAAUCUCAAUGGAAUAAAUCGAAGACAAUCAUCGAAAAUAUACAAUUACCACCAACAUUAUUAUCUCGUUUUGACUUGAUUUUUCUCUUACUCGAUCCCCAGGACGAAGCCUACGAUCGCCGAUUAGCACAACACUUAGCUUCAUGGUAUCAAUAUGGAAAAGAAGGUGAAAGCGCUCAUGAUGCAAUGGAUACCGAUUUACUGCGAGAUUACAUAUCGUAUGCACGAACAUUUGUCAGUCCACAAUUGACAGAAUUGGCCGGCAAACUUCUCGUCAGUUCGUAUGUUGAAAUGCGAAAAGUGGGAAGUGGUAAAGGACAAAUCUCUGCAUACCCACGACAAUUAGAAUCAUUAAUUCGAUUAGCUGAGGCUCACGCAAAAGUUCGACUUUCUGAUAAAGUUGAAGAACUUGAUGUUGAAGAAGCAAAACGACUCUAUCGCGAAGCUCUGAAACAAGCGGCAGUUGAUCCUAAAACAGGUCGUGUUGACGUAGCUAUUCUGACGACUGGCAUCAGUGCUGGAGAACGUCGUCUUCGUGCUGAUCUCGCUCAAACGUUAAAACGUCAUCUUAAAGAACGUAAAUCAACGACUAGUGCAAGUGUAAUAAAAAAGGAUGCAUUGUUUAAUGAACUCCGCGAACGAAAUGAUGAACGUAUUACUCGCGAUAUGCUCGAUGAUGCUAUUCGAGCAUUAGAAGAAGAAGGUUUUCUUGUUGCAACCAAUCAAACGAUUCGUAUUGUUACGUUAGGUGAAUCCAGUUUUUGA